AGCAGCCUUCAGUUCGUAGCUGGCAGUAGAAGGAGGAGGAGCUCCCACUACAUUCUGUCACUUGUGCCUCUUGGACUUUUUUGUGUGUUUAGGUGCCCAAUGGGGAGCAAACUGACUUGCUGCCUGGGCCCCAGCGGUGGCCUCAACUGUGACAGCUGCAGGCCAGAUGUGGGACCCUGCCAUGAGUGUGAGAUUCCUGAGACUGUGGCAGCCGCAGCACCAGCAUCCACCACUGCAAAGCCUGCCAAAUUGGAUUUGAAAGCCGCGAAGGCCCAACACAUGCAGUACCUCAGCCUCCCGAAGACGCCGAAGAUGCCAAAGAUGCCCAAAGGUUUGGACGCCCACUCCAAGCGCUGGUUAAAAAUAAUAUGGAGACGGCACGGAAUUUGGCCUCUAGAAAAUAUAGGUCCCACUGAAGAUGUGCAGGCAUCUGCACACAGCGGUGUGGAGGAGAAUAUAACGUCAGAUAUUGAAAUAUCUGAGGCCGAGCACGACCACCAUUUGGUCAAAGAUCUCAAUGAAGGCUCAUCUGUCUGUCUUGAAGACCUCGUGACACAGGAGAUGGCAAAGGAGAGAUGCGAAGAUUACCUCUGCUGGGUUAAAAUGGCACAAUCUCGGCUCAAUGAACCCAUCAGCUCCCAGGUUCGAGGACUUCUCCGGCUUCCGUGUCCCGAGUAGCUGGGAUUACAGAUGCCUGCCAUCACGCCCAGCUAAAAUCAUUUUAUGAAUGCAUAUUUCCAUCUGGGUGAAAAAAAAUCAUAAGCCUCUCUCCCUUCCUACUGAGCACCUGUGAACAGUGACCUGCAGUUUGUGGCUGCAGCCAGUCCUCAUGGAGCCUGGUGUUCCUACAUUUCAUUCUGAGGCUCACAUUCUCAGUCACUCUGCAGGAGAACACCCGCCCCAUACUGGGUCAUUACAGAGUGGGCCAAUCCAUCUGCUGCAUCUGAGGAGCUGGGUCCAGCUUCUACGGUGAAUCCAUAUAUUUCUGUAUUUCCUGGAUAAGGAAGAGGAAAGGAGCUGAGCUGGUGGAGGAAGAAGAGCUAAUAUUAACUGACUCCUUAUUUUGUACCAGGGUGAGAAAAUGAAGGCUCAGAAAGGUUAUAUUACUUGCCCAAGAUCACUCAGCUGCUAAGAGCCAGGAUAUGAAACAGAAGUUUUACAUUAGAAGGGUUCAAAUUUAUUUUCAAUUUCCCUGCUCCAUUCUGAAUAGGAUUCAUGCAUUUUAUCGUCUUCAAAGUAAAAAACUUUAAGAGCCAGGAAUCUGCCACACUGACUCUCAACUUAAAUCUCAGCCACUUUUACCUUAAAAUUCAGACUUGUGUAGACAUCUCUAGAAGACUUGGUGGACUAAUCUUUAAGAGUUCGUUUGCAUGAGGGAGGAAGAGGAGCCCAAAUUUGGACCAAAGACAUGCCUAGAAGUCGGAGCAGGAGGGUCAGCAGGAAGUCUGUUUCUUAGAGUUCCUCCAGCCCAGUCUGAGUGGUAGAAAUCAGGAACUGAAAAUAAAUCUGAAAGUUGUUUGAAAUCAUGAAAAUGUGGACCCACAUGCACAACACAGUACAAGUGUCACUGUUUUUGAAUUCCUGGCCUAUAGUGAUCCUCUCACCUCAGCCUCCCGAGUCAUGUCAUUCAUCUAACAGAAAGGAAGAAAAAAUCCCACCACCACCAUACACUUCACAUAAAUCACCUCUUUCCUCCCUCAUCACAGCUGUACCGGAAGGCCAGUUGAAUAUCCUACUUAGAUAUUGUGGGAUGGAGAGGGUACAGAAAAGAAUGAACCCAGAUUUUGACCUCCUGAAUGGAAGAGGCAAACAUGAACCCAGAAAUGGGUCCCAGUGUUGAUGCUCUGUGUUACUCAACUGUGUCACUCAGGCAUGAGAUAAGGUGUCCCCACACCAGGGAGUUCCAGCACUUAUGUGUACACUUGAAACCGUAAUGGCCUAUAAAGCAUGCCAAACAUUGACCAUCAUCCAAGGGGGCCUCAGUGGUCACAUAACCCAGGGUAGCAAAAGAUACUGGAACAGCAGGCGUUAACAUGGGCAUUACUGUGAAAUACACAUAGAAAGCCCACAGGCUUUUGGUCAGCUCACAGAUUCUGAGAAGUGUAAGAUACCACAUAGAACAGUGCACAUCAACAUCUGUUAGAGCUGGGGUCAUUCCUCAGCACUUGGUCAAAGCAGGGGAAAAUCAGGAAGAUAAUUGUAUUGUAUUUAAUAACAAGACCACCUCAAGCCUCAGAAAUGCUCCAAUCUAUAGCAGACAGACAAGGGCCAGUGCCACAUCAGAAUGCAGAGGACAACGUUGUUGUUAGCCUGGCGCCCAUCACCCUCAUUGGAGACCUCCUGCAUAGCUAGCGUAGUGAGGCUCAGCACUCACCAUGUGCUGAUCCCCAUGAUGGACCGUCUCACUGCCGGGGGCUGGUGGGAACAUGAACAGCCACUGACUCAAUGGACGCACAGACAGUGUAAAGAAAGGGAAGACCAGAAAGAGAAAUAUCACAGGGUUAGCACUCACUAUCUCUAAAUAAUAGGGAAAUGCAGCAUUUUAAGAGCUUUUUUUAUUUGUCUUUGUAACAAAAGAUUAGUAAAGAUAUAAUACAAUUAUUUUGCCUACCAUUCUUUCAAUAAAUGAGUAGAGUGACAGUCAGUGCACUGGUGCUGCUUAGGAAUCCCAUGAGGAGCCUUGGGGGAUGUGGACCGGGGCUGGAGUGUAUGGAGGUCGGUGGUUGACAAGCAGGGACUGAGCUGCUGCUGAGCCAUCCUCCUUGGUGGUGAAGGAAGGCAAGCAGAGAGGGGCGGAAAGAAAUGAUGACUGAGCCUUGGCUUUCCAACUAGGGGAACCUAGUCAAUGUGAAAUAGUCACCUAAAGAAUAGGUUAAUACAAAAAGACACAGUAAUAGCUUCAUUUAAGACAUUAAUAAGAAAUGUCACCUCUUGAUUAGCCUUUCUAUUCCUCACAGCAUUUGACUCAUCUGUAUACUUUACUCCUGCCACCUCUCUCCUUCACCAACCUUUUCUAGGAAAGGCCUCAGAGUUCAUCUUCCACAAGCCAUCUUUAGCAUAGAGAGUGGGGCAGGGCUUGUUCCUCUGAAGUUAGACCCUGGCCCAGCCACAUGUGACACUCAGUUGUGGUAGGAAGCUGGGAAGGAAAAAGCUAAAGACAUCUAACAUUUGUCUUCAGAUAAUGUUACUAGAGAUAGGAAACGCCAUGUUUAUGUGGAGACUCAGUCUCUUUUCACUUAGCCUAGUCAUAGUUUCUGUGUGCUCUGCUCAGGAAAUCCUGUAAAAUGCAAAGGGUACAAUAGGUUUGCUUGAGGGACUGAGCAUCAGGCUGAGCUCUUGGCUUCCUUCCUAAGAGGAUAAAGGGUAGGUCAAGCUUCACAAGGUGGGGAAAGACAAACUCAACACUGGGAGAGGAGAAUCUCCAUCAUGCCCUGUUGAUGCUACCGUUGAAAUAGGUUUUUGUCAAACACCGCAUAUUCUCACUCAUAGGUGGGAACUGAACAAUGAGAACACAUGGACACAGGAAGGGGAACAUCACACUCUGGGGACUGUUGGGGGGUGGGGGGAGGGGGGAGGGAUAGCUUUAGGAGAUAUACCUAAUGCUAAAUGACGAGUUAAUGGGUGCAGCCACACCAGCAUGGCACAUGUAUACAUAUGUAACUAACCUGCACAUUGUGCACAUGUACCCUAAAACUUAAA
Molecule: messenger RNA, 3699 nt
Organism: Pongo pygmaeus (Bornean orangutan)
Lineage: Eukaryota; Metazoa; Chordata; Mammalia; Primates; Hominidae
Gene: C23H22orf42
Product: chromosome 23 C22orf42 homolog
Exons: 10
Coding region: 100-678 (192 amino acids)
Source: RefSeq, a predicted model, not a curated record